Molecule: messenger RNA, 1134 nt
Organism: Sycon ciliatum
Lineage: Eukaryota; Metazoa; Porifera; Calcarea; Leucosolenida; Sycettidae
Exons: 1
Coding region: 1-1134 (377 amino acids)
Biological process (GO): DNA integration
Molecular function (GO): nucleic acid binding
Source: RefSeq, a predicted model, not a curated record
AUGAAAGCCCUGGCACGCAGCUAUGUCUGGUGGCCGUCUCUCGAUGCAGAAAUCGAACAGACCGUCCGUGGUUGCACGCAGUGCCAGACCGUCACCAAGUCGCCGCAUCGCCAGCAAGUCCACCCAUGGGAAUGGCCUGGUAAGCCUUGGUUACGUGUCCAUGUCGACUUUGCUGGACCCAUCGCUGGUAAGAUGCUCUUCAUUAUUGUCGAUAGUAAUAGUAAAUUUAUUGAAGCACAUGUUUGCUCUGGCUCAUCUGCUGCUGUCGCAAUUCGCAAGCUGGAGCAGACCUUUGCUCUGCUUGGCUUACCUUAUAAUAUUGUUUCUGACAAUGGCCCUGCUUUUGCAAGUAGUGAAUUUCGUGAGUUUUGCUCAUCUAAUGGCAUACGUCAUACUCUCGUUUCACCAUAUCAUCCGUCUAGUAAUGGCUUAGCCGAGCGCGCAGUACAGACGGUGAAGUCUGGCUUGGCCAAGAUGUCUGGCCCUGAUUUGGAAACCCGCCUUGCUAGGUUCCUGUUCCAAUACAGAAUGACGCCGCAGUCAACAACGGGUCGUUCUCCGUUUGAGCUACUUUGGAAGGAACAUCGUCCCCGCUCACGUCUGGAUCUCGUGGUCCCGGACAGCGGCAAGAAAGUCUUGGACAAACAGUGCACUGCCCAUGAUCGUGGUGGUGCAAAUGCAUACCAGUUCUAUUGUGGUGAUGCCGUCUGGGCAAUGAAUUGCAACUCCUCACCGAAGUGGAUAGCUGGCAUCGUGGAUGAACAGCUUGGUCCUCUAACAUUCACGGUUCGUCUUGUUGAUAACAGAGUCUGGAAGUGUCACUCUGACCACCUGAAGAAACGCCUUCCUGCUGAGUCGGUGCAAGAUGCUUCAACUGCUACGUCAGCACCACAGCUUCCAUAUUCCAGAGCUUUACCUUCUACCACAGCUCUACCGUCUUCAACUGCUCUAUCUAGUGUUCCGCCGAAUGAGUCUAUGUCACUGCCUGGCUCAAUUGUACAUGAUGAGAUCCGUGAGAAUGCUGAUUUAUCUGUUCCUGAAUCUACUUCUAACCAGUCUAGUGGUUCUAGUCCUGUCGUGUCUAUGCGCAGUUCUUCUCGUUCUGUAAAGGCUCCUGUCCGCCUUGAUCUGUAG